AUGAAUCAACCAGGACAUAUAGAAAAUGUUGUUGCAGCAAAGGAUCAGGAAAAAGUAGACAUAAAUCGUCUAAGACUUAAAGCUUCAGUUGCAGCUAUCCGGUGGCUCACAUUACAGUCUUGUGCUUUCAGAGGACAUGAUGAGAAAGCUGACUCAAAAAAUCAAGGGAACUUUCUUGAAUUGUUAAAGCUUCUUGCAGAGUUCAAUCCCGAUCUUGCCAAUGUCAUCUUGGGGAAUUCUCCAUACAACUGUAAGUACACAUCUCCAGAAAUUCAGAUGGAAAUCUUGAGCAUAUAUGCAUCUAAAGUUAGGAGACAUAUUCGUGAAGAAAUUGGGGAUUCUAAAUUCUCUAUUCUUGUGGAUGAGACAUGUGAUGUUGCAAAAAGAGAACAAAUGGCAUUGGUUUUCAGAUUUGUUGAUAAGAUGGGUUGUUCACAAGAGCGGUUCUUUGAGUUGAUACAUGUGGCUAAUACUAAGGCUCUAACAUUGAAAGAUGAAUUGUGCUCAGUAUUAUCCAACUAUGGCUUUGAUAUUCAGAACCUUAGAGGACAGGGAUAUGACGGUGCUAGCAACAUGAGAGGAGAGUUGAAUGGAUUGCAAUCACUAUUUCUUAAGGAAUGCCCAUAUGCAUACUAUGUUCAUUGUUAUGCUCAUAGAUUGCAACUCGCACUAGUAGAUGCAUCCAAGGAGGUGGUUCCUGUUGCCCAGUUUUUUCAGCAGCUAAUCUUUAUCAUAAACACCGCUGAUUCAUCCUCAAAGCGCCAUGAUGAACUCCAUGAUGCCCAGCUGGUAGAGCUAGCACGUUUGAUAGAAAGUGGAAGAGUUGAAACCGGUCAAGGGGAAAACCAAAUCAGAUCACUUAAACGGCCUGGGGACACUAGGUGGGGUUCUCACUACGGUUCAGUUCUCAGCCUUAUAAAAUUAUUCAAUGCAGUAAAUGUUGUGAUACAAGAUAUGGCUGCUGAUGGAUCAAUUGCUGGAACAACACGUGCUGAUGCUGACACUUCUUUCAGCUAUUUAUCCUCUUUUGAGUUUGUCUUUGUAUUAUGUAUGAUGAAGGAGAUACUAGAGAUAACUGAAGGACUUGGCCAAGCUUUACAACUAAGAUCACAAGACAUUGUAAAUGCUGUUCGUCUAGUAUCUGCUACAAAAGAGUGUCUUCUUCAGUUGAGAUCAGAUGAUGGUUGGGAACAAUUCUUCUUCACAGUUGUUGAAUUUUGUGUAGAGCAUGGCACCACGAUUCCGGACAUGGGGGAAACUUAUAUCAUGCGUGGAGGUCGAGCACGGCAUCAACCUGAUCAUUUCACUAAGGAGCAAUAUUUUCGAGUGGAAAUAUUCCGUGCAACUAUUGAUUGCCAGCUACAUGAAUUGGAUCGCAGGUUCAGUGAGAAGAUAAUGGAUCUUCUAUCCACCAGUGCCACUCUAAUUCCUAGAAACAGAUUUAAGUCUUUUAAAGGCAGUGAUAUAUGUGAGUUAGUAAAGAAGUACUACCCCGCAGAUUUUUCUCAACAAGACCGCUAUGGAUUAGAACAGCAACUGAAACCCUUUGUUAUUGAUGCUUCUAAUGAUGAAGAGUUGAAAAAUAUCUCAACCUUGACAAACCUUUGCCAUUGCCUUGUUGAGACGGGAAGAGAUGCUAUCUACAAUCUGAUUGUCAGAUUACUCCGUCUACUUGUAACUCUUCCAGUUUCUACAGCAAGCGCAGAACGUGCAUUUUUAAGUUUGAAGAUCAUCAAGACAAGGCUGCGUAAUAAAAUGGGAGAUGUGAAUCUUGCUAAUAAUUUGGUAGUUCACAUAGAGCGUGAAAUUGCUGAGAAGUAUGAUUUUGAGUCUGUUUUAACAGAAUUUAAGAGGAAGGGUGAUCGGAAAGCUGAUCUUUAG
Messenger RNA from Lolium perenne, 1881 nucleotides. RefSeq lists its product as uncharacterized. NCBI's taxonomy places the organism in Eukaryota, Viridiplantae, Streptophyta, Magnoliopsida, Poales, Poaceae. The record is from RefSeq and is a predicted model, not a curated record.